Messenger RNA from Neopsephotus bourkii (Bourke's parrot), 2030 nucleotides. RefSeq names its product secretory carrier membrane protein 1 (gene SCAMP1). The transcript is spliced from 10 exons. Gene Ontology annotation, cellular component: recycling endosome membrane; trans-Golgi network membrane. The coding region runs from base 127 to 1146 and encodes 339 amino acids. Gene Ontology annotation, biological process: protein transport. Lineage: Eukaryota; Metazoa; Chordata; Aves; Psittaciformes; Psittacidae. The record is from RefSeq and is a predicted model, not a curated record.
ACCGGAGUGUAGCUUGGAUUGUAGCGACAGCGGUGGCGGGGGGCAGCCUGCGAGUCGGCGAGUGUUGGGGGCGCUGCAGGGCUAGAGCCGCCACCCAGUGAUAGCAGCGCCUGUCUGCCCCUCACCAUGUCGGACUUCGACAGUAACCCCUUCGCCGACCCGGACCUCAACAACCCCUUCAAGGAUCCUUCCGUUACACAAGUGACAAGAAACGUUCCUCCAGGGCUAGAUGAGUAUAAUCCUUUUUCUGAUUCGAGAACACCUCCUCCAGGAAAUGUGAAAAUGCCUAAUGUACCCAGUACCCAGCCAGCAAUAAUGAAACCAACAGAAGAACCACCUGCUUACACACAAAUUGCAAAGGAGCAUGCCUUGGCCCAGGCAGAACUGCUAAAGCGUCAAGAAGAACUGGAAAGAAAAGCAGCUGAAUUAGAUCGCAGAGAAAGGGAAAUGCAGAGUCUCAAUCAGCAGGGGGGUAGAAAAAAUAACUGGCCUCCUCUUCCUGAGAAUUUUCCAGUAGGACCUUGUUUCUACCAGGACUUUUCUGUAGACAUUCCUGUAGAAUUCCAGAAGACAGUAAAGGUUAUGUACUAUUUGUGGAUGUUCCAUACAGUGACACUGUUUCUUAAUAUCUUUGGAUGUUUGGCCUGGUUUUAUGUUGAUUCUACGCGAGGAGUUGAUUUUGGAUUGAGUAUUCUCUGGUUCUUGCUUUUUACCCCUUGUUCUUUUGUCUGCUGGUACAGACCACUGUAUGGAGCUUUCAGGAGUGACAGUUCAUUCAGAUUCUUUGUGUUCUUCUUUGUAUAUAUCUGUCAGUUUGCUGUACAUGUACUUCAAGCUGCAGGAUUUCAACGAUGGGGAAACUGUGGGUGGAUUUCAUCUCUUACUGGUCUGAAUAAGAGUAUUCCUGUUGGCAUUAUGAUGAUAAUCAUAGCUGCACUUUUCACAGCAUCUGCUGUUAUCUCAUUAGUUAUGUUUAAAAAGGUGCACGGUCUCUACCGCACAACCGGUGCCAGUUUUGAGAAAGCACAGCAAGAGUUUGCCACAGGAGUGAUGUCCAACAAAACUGUACAGAGUGCUGCAGCCAGCGCCGCAUCGACAGCAGCAACCAGUGCAGCUCAGAAUGCGUUCAAGGGUAACCGGAUGUAGGGAAACAGAAGUCAUCACAGUUCUCUUUGAUUGUACUUUAUUUUCCAGUCACUUAAUAUAUUCCCUAAAAGCCUAGGUCAAAAUUCACACAGCAUGUUUGCCUCUUUUGCAGCUGUGCAUAGAUAAAAUGGGAAAUGUUUGGUUUAUCUUAUUCUAAAUUUAUUUCUUUGAAAAACAUAACCAUUCUUUGCCCUUCUUUAAGGUGUUAUAUUCUAGAAUAUAAAGCCUUCCAUAUUUUCUGGAGGAUAAAUAAUUUCAACAGUUGGCCUGAAAAUGAAUAACUAUCAAGUAACUAUUAAGAACUUGGAAGGUUUUUUCAUGGUUCACUCUAGUAUUUUUUUUUUUUUUUUACCUUCAGGAAAGCACUUUGGAUCAAUUUAUUUUACUUUGUCAGAACUGUUUUCUCUAUUUCUACUGUUAAGAAGUGAGGUAGACUGAAAGAUGUAGGAAGUGAUGUUUGCCUACUGGUUUUGUAGUUUCAGCAGCUGCUGGAGGACAAAUAAAAGUAGGAUAGAUACUACAAAUUCUUGGGGAUCUUUUAGGAUAAGUCUUUUGAUAUAAAACUGUAAGUUUGCAUGAAUACUGUUGAGUUUUAUCUGAUCUUGUUUAAAUAGUGUUUUGGUCCAGAAUUUAUCUGCACCACUUUAUAAUUAUAGCGUUUGUUUGUAUGUAUUUUCAUGGAGUAUUCUCUACCUGUGAGAACUGACUGUGGUGCAGAAACAUUCUCUGUAAUAGAAUGUGUAAUGCAGUGUACAGUUUAAGGAAGUUAAUGGAUAGUUUCAAUCACAGAGCUAAAUGAUUAUAUAUUUGCUAUCUUUAAUUUCAAUAUUAAUGUCUUGGAAUAAUAAUUUUGGUGGGAAAUAAACAAGCAUUGACUUUUAGAA